Penicillium subrubescens is the source of this 1863-nucleotide messenger RNA. RefSeq names its product sugar porter family MFS transporter. The transcript has 9 exons. NCBI's taxonomy places the organism in Eukaryota, Fungi, Ascomycota, Eurotiomycetes, Eurotiales, Aspergillaceae. Bases 1 to 1863 code for a protein of 620 amino acids. Gene Ontology annotation, molecular function: myo-inositol:proton symporter activity. Gene Ontology annotation, cellular component: membrane. The record is from RefSeq and is a predicted model, not a curated record. Gene Ontology annotation, biological process: transmembrane transport.
AUGGACGCGAAGGAAAAAGAACUUACUGGCAAGGAUCCUUUGGCCCACGAUGAGUUCGUGGCUCAGGCUCCUGUGACCACCAAGACCGAUGAGCGCCCUCAGUCUGGACACGCGACUGCUCUCAACAUCGUCGUCAACCCUCUGAAGCGCUACCCCAAGGAGCAAGUCUACGAGGAUGCUCGUGGAUUCGCUGAACUGCACGGUAUGUCCGAGCACGCCGACCUGUUUGGCCGUGCUGCCCUGGUUGCUCGCAGCCCCAAGGAGUUCGAGGACCUCGUCGAGCUGCAGGAGGAUGAGCGCGAUGCCCUGAUCUACGAGCGGGACCAUAAGUGGCACGGACCGUGGAUGCUGUGGUACUCGAUCGCGCUGUGUGCCGUUGGCGCUGCUACACAAGGUUGGGAUCAGACCGGUUCUAACGGCGCUAACCUGUCGUUCCCCGUGGCGCUGGGUAUCAAUGGCAAGGGACGUGAUGAGUGGAUCGUUGGUCUUGUCAACUCUAUCAUCUUCUUGACUGCUGGUCUCAUUGGUGCUUUCAUUGUUGAUCCACUUAAUCACUACUUGGGUCGUAGAGGUGAAAUUUUCCUGACCGCUGCCUGUCUCACUGCUACCCCGAUUGGUUCCGGAUUCGCAAAGACAUGGCAAGGACUAUUUGCCGCGCGUUUCAUCAUGGGUAUUGGCAUCGGUGCAAAGAAUGCUACAGUCCCGAUCUACUCGGCGGAGAUGGCUCCACACCGAAUUCGUGGUGCCUUGGUCAUGUUCUGGCAGCUUUGGGUUGUGGCCGGUAUCUUCUUGGGUUUCUGUGCCAACGUGAUUGUCAAGGACACUGGUGAUAUCUCUUGGCGUCUGCAACUCGGCUCGGCUUUCAUUCCGUCUUUUGUCCUGAUGAUUGGCAUCUUCUUUUGCCCCGAGUCUCCUCGUUGGCUCAUGAAGCACGGCAAGCACGCCAAAGCCUUCCGAUCUAUGUGCAAGCUCCGAGCUCAUCCAAUCAUUGGUGCACGAGACUUUUACUACUCGUGGGUCAUUUAUGAGGAGGAAUUGAAGGAGGCCCGAGGUGCAGGCUACUUCUCCCGUAUGCGGGACUUGUUCACCGUGCCUAGAAUCCGCCGAGCCAACUACGGUGCUUCGACUGUCAUGAUUGCACAGCAGAUGUGCGGUAUUAACAUCAUCUCGUUCUACAGUUCAACUAUCUUCGAGAAUGUUGGUUAUACCCCAGUCCAGGCCUUGUACGCCUCCCUUGGCUAUGGUGCCAUCCAGGUCGUGUCAACCAUUCCCACACUGUUCCUCAUCGACACCAAGGGUCGACGAACUCUGACAUUGAUUACCUUCCCUCUGAUGUGUAUCUUCCUUUUGGCUGCUGGUCUGUCUCUGCUGAAUUCAGACGAUCACCGCAGCCGAGGAGAGCACAUUGGACCUGUUGUCCUCUUUGUCUACCUCUUCACCAUCUGUUACUCGCUGGGUGAAGGCCCCGUGGCUUUCCAGUACUCCGCCGAAGUUUUCCCCACCAUCCAGCGUGAGCAGGGCAUGGCCUGGGCCGUGUGCAUUAACAACACCUUUGCUGGUAUUCUCAGCUUGACCUUCCCCCGCAUGAAGACCGUGAUGACUCCCACCGGGGCCUUCGGCUUCUACGCCGGACUCAAUCUUGUCGCGUGGUUCAUGAUCUUCUGCUUCGUCAGAGAAACCAAGCAGCUUACCCUGGAAGAAUUGGACCAGGUCUUCUCCGUCCCCACCAGCAAAUUCAUCAGCCACGAGCUGACCGUCUGGCUCCCAUACUUCAUCAAGCGUCAUAUCUUCCGCCAGAACAUCCCCAAGCCGCCGGCGAUCAUCGCGACUGCCGACGAGGCGGAGGGAAAGGAGACCAACUGA